AUGUUGCCAGAACCAAUUUUCUAUUUACAACAAUGCAAAACAAAAAAAAUGCAAAAAUUAAAAGUAGGAAAUAUUUGUGAAGUGCAAUUAAGUGAUUUAUUCGUUUUUUGUCUAUCACUUCUGGAUGCCAAAGGAUUGUUUUUGAGAGCUUUGUAUAACAUAAGGUCUCGACAAGAAAACAACGGUGCGGUCCUCGCAUUAUGA
Messenger RNA from Parnassius apollo (apollo), 204 nucleotides. The record is from the annotation of a GenBank genome assembly. NCBI's taxonomy places the organism in Eukaryota, Metazoa, Arthropoda, Insecta, Lepidoptera, Papilionidae.